UAGUGAAUGCACUUCCUGCUGGGCAGCCCUUCUUGUUAACUUUAUUUAAUGAAGAUUUAAGUGACAGUCUCUCUCUCUCUGCCUAGAAAGUCAGGCCCUUUUCUAUGGCUGGAAGAAGGCUCCAGCCGCAGCAGCAGCAGCAGCAGUGGGACAAACUGCUCACCUUCCAGCAUUUCCAGACUACUUCUCUCUCAAGGCACAGUUAUGGCUAUGACCAAGGCAGCAUGAAAGCAUUGAUAGAGGGUGAAUUCGGCAGAUUGAGAGGAAUUACAUACCUUGACCAUGCAGGAACCACCUUGUUUCCACAAAGUCUGCUAACAACCUUUAUGGAUGAUCUAACUAAAAAUAUUUAUGGUAAUCCUCACAGCCAGCAUAUCAGCAGCAAACUUACUUAUGACACUAUUGAACAUGUGCGGUAUAGGGUUUUGGAGCACUUUAAUACCACUUCUGAAGACUACAGUGUCAUUUUUACCUCAGGAAGCACAGCUGCACUCAGAUUAGUGGCAGAGGCUUUCCCAUGGAGGUCAGCUAGCUCCGGGAGCCAGGGGAGCAGGUUUUGUUACCUGACGGACAGCCACACGUCAGUGGUGGGCAUCAGGAAGGUAACUGAGGCAGUGCAAGUGUCAUCCAUGUCUGUGAAGCCAGAGGACAUUUUGUUGUCAGACAAAAGCAACAGAGCAGUUUAUGAACCAGCCUGCAAGACUCCUCACCUCUUCUGCUACCCAGCUCAGAGUAACUUUUCAGGAACUAGGUACCCUCUUUCUUGGAUAGAAAGGCUCAAGUCUGGGUCUUUGAGCCCCUUGACCACGCCAGGGGAGUGGUUUGUGUUACUCGAUGCAGCCUCCUACGUCAGCACCUCUCCCUUAGACCUGGCAGCCCACCCGGCCGACUUCGUCCCCAUCUCAUUUUACAAGAUCUUUGGAUUUCCCACCGGCUUAGGAGCAUUGCUGGUCAAUAAUCGAGUUACUCACCUCCUCCGGAAGACCUACUUUGGUGGAGGAACUGCUGCUGCGUACCUCGCUGGAGAAGAUUUUUAUGUUCCCAGAGAAUCUGUAUCGGAAAGGUUUGAAGAUGGUACAAUUUCUUUUCUUGACAUUAUAGCAUUGAAACAUGGAUUUGAUGUGCUAGAAAGACUGACAGGUGGAAUGGAAAACAUAAAACAACAUACUUUUGCCUUGGCUCACUACACCUACACAGUGCUGGUCUCUCUCCAAUACCCAAAUGGAGCACCUGUGAUUCAGAUUUAUAGUGAUACAGAAUUCAACAAUCCUGAGACUCAGGGUCCAAUCAUUAACUUUAAUGUGUUGGAUGACAAUGGAGACAUCAUUGGUUAUUCCCAGAUAGAAAAAAUGGCCAGCCUUCACAAUAUACACGUUCGGACUGGAUGUUUCUGUAAUACGGGGGCAUGCCAGAGGCACCUGAAGAUCAGCAAUGAGACCAUUAAAAAGAAUCUUCAGGCUGGUCAUAUCUGUGGGGAUGACAUAGAUAUCAUUGAUGGUCACCCCACUGGCUCAGUAAGAAUAUCAUUUGGUUACAUGUCAACUUUUGAAGAUGCUCAGACUUUUCUGAAGUUCAUAAUAGCAACCAGGUUAGGUAAAGCAGAUAGUAGACUUCCCUUCCCAGUGACUCCUGGGAAAACUGCUGCCAUAUCAGUAGAACCUGUGGAACAAGAUGCAAGGGUCAACAGGAAUGAACCUGGGAAAUGUCUUUGGGAAGAUGUCCUCCUCCAGGCUGAACUGAACAAUUCCUCUGUGACUGUGAAAAGCAUGGAUUUGCAAUCUUCUAAGACUGAGCCAGGAGAUGGCCAAAAUAUUGCUCCAUUGGUCUCUACAGCAGCACUAGAUGGAGGGUUCCCACCACCUACCAUCACCAACAUCUUUAUUUAUCCCAUCAAAUCUUGUGCUGCCUUGGAGGUUACCAAAUGGCCAAUUGGAAACCAAGGAUUGUUAUAUGAUCGAAAUUGGAUGGUGGUAAAUCACAAUGGAAUUUGCCUCAGUCAGAAGCAGGAGCCUCGACUCUGUUUAAUUAAACCCUUAAUAGACCUGAAGCAAAAGAUUAUGGUCCUCACAGCUGAAGGGAUGGAAUCUAUAGAUGUGCCUCUAGAUGAAAAUAGUGGAGAAGAGUAUCAGAUUUGUCAGAGCAAAGUCUGUACAGACAGGGUAAAUACAUAUGAUUGUGGGGAAAAAAUUUCACAUUGGUUAUAAUUUUUUGGCCGUCAUUGUCGUUUGAUCAAACAGAGUUCAGAUUUCAACAGAAGUGCAAAUAAAAAACAUAGAAAAGAUUUAUCUCAUUUUACAACAGCCUCCCUUUCUUUGGUAAAUGAAGCACAGUAUCUCCUGAUAAACCGAGCUAGUAUUUUAGAGCUUCAUCAGCUGUUAAAUGCAAGUGAUGAAAAUAGAACAGAAGAAUUAUUGUCAAUGAGGGAGCUAAUUCAACGUUUCCGUGCCAACAUAGUUAUCAAUGGAACUAAAGCUUUCGAAGAAGAGAAAUGGGAUGCGAUUUCUAUUGGCACCCUAAAUUUUCUGGUGUUAGGACCAUGUCACAGGUGCCAAAUGAUUUGCAUUGAUCAACAAACUGGAGAAAGAAACCAAGAUGUAUUUCAAACACUUUCCUCUACUAGAGAGAGGAAGGUUAACUUUGGGGUAUACUUGAUGCAUGAAUCUUCAGACUCAUCUUCAACAUAUUUCCUCUCAGUGGGAUCACAGUUGCUUCCUGUUUUAAAAGAUACAAUAAGCUCUCCAUCAAGCUCUUGAGGAGUGGUCUGACAUCAAAAUGAUAACAUCUGAGGCAACAUUUGUAGGCACAAAUUGAAUCUUUCUUAGCUGACUCCAUGACAGUUUGUAAAUCAUUCUUCAAAACAUACUGUUAAUUUGGUUCCUCAAAAAGUGCUCUUAAAAAGAAAAUGGGUUAGUCUGCUUCUACAAAGGAUAGGAGCUUUUUCCUCCCCUGAACGACACCCCAGUGAUAUCCAGAAUAGAUUUAUACUGUUGGAAUAGGGGAAUGAGAUGGAGAAGACAAUUAGGCUAAAAAUUCCUUGUAAUUUGAGGUUACAAAUGCAAAUAUAUACUUCACUAUUUUGAAACAAGCAGAAUUAAUUUAUAUUUUUGCUAAUAUUGCACAUUGUGGUAUUUUCUUGCUUUAUAAUUUCAGGGCUCUUUCUUUUACCAUUAUGUCCUUUUUAUCAAAGAGAGUAUUUAAGUAUCAUCCUGGGUUGAGAUGAUAGGAAGAUUGCCUUGGUCCUUUUUCUGUAUCCUUCAUUUCAGGGAGACAUGUGUCCACUUGAAGCAGGGGAUGAUCAACAGCCAAAUUCUUAGCUUCACAGUAACAAACAGAGAAGUUCAACUCAGAACAUUAUGUUUUUGUUUAGUCCCCCAGUGAGUCUAGUAAACAAAUCAAAGAAGGAUUCUUUUAUUACUUUCCUUAUUCUUUGCUGUAUUCCAAACCUGUCACAUUCUUUUUAUGUCUGUGUCCCUGCUGUAGUCAUACAAAGGGCUAUAGGUCCUGCCCAAAGGAAGAAGAACCAUUUUCUCUCCUACAUGUUGACAUACAGACUGAUUCUACUAACCAGAGAAAACAGUCAUCUGGUCUAAAAUCAUCUCUAUAAUUCCCUCUAUGACAUUUCUAGGAUAUGGCUUAUGCAAUCUUUACUUAAAUACUCACACUUUGCAAGGAAGGAAACUUGUUCCUUUGUAGGACAGGUCUGUUAUUUAGAAAAUUAUUAUGUUGAGUUAUGCCUUCUUAUACUGAAUUCUUAUGCUGCCUUCUUAUAAUUCCUUCCCAUUAGUCUUAGUCCCUAACCUAAGGCACACUGUCCAAGGCAAAUUCUUCUUUGACUUAUAUUGACCAUUGAUAAACACAACUUAGUCAUGUUAGCCUUUCCCAUUUCUAAAACAUUCUAUACCUACUGGAUAAAUAUUCCAAAAACUAUUUUCAGCAUGUUACUUCCCUCCUUAAGAACCCACAAUGACUUCCUAUUUUCUAUCAAACUCCUCUACUUUUUGGUUUUAAAGAAACUUUUUAAUCAGAUUCAAUUUGUUGACUUUUGAAAAUUGUAAUUAAAUAUUUAACAGACAAAAUUACAUUCAAAUCUUGGCCAUACAGAGCCUUCCCUUCUAUGAGUACAUUUCAAUCUUCUCUCGAUAUAAGAUAUAGCGAUAAGAUAAGCUAUAUCUUAUAUCUGAAUAUAACACUGUAUAUGUACUUAUGUAUCUUGUAUCUAUCUAAGUACAUAAAAGUUGUCUCCCCACUUUAGAAUAGAAGUUCCUUAAGGGUACAGAUUAGUUUUGCCUUUUAAAAAACAUUCUCUGGGGAAGCUAAGUUUUGCAGUGAACAGUGCAUUAGUCAGGGGGACCUGAGUUCAAAUGUGCCCUCAGACACUUAAGACAUCUUAGCUGUGUGACCCUGGGCAAGUCACUUAACCCCAAUUGCCUCAGGGAAAAAAACCCUCAAUGUUAAAUAUAGUACCUGGCAUUAAGUAAGUGCUUAAUAAAUGUUUUUUAAUUAAUUCUAUUGCAGUGAAUAUGGAUAUGUCUUUGUCAGAUAAUUAUCUUGGUCCACUAUUAACCUAUUAGCUUUACACAGAGGAAAACCAUUCCUUAGUUAUGAAGUACCUCUUCUCCUUGACCAGGUAUGUCACAAAUAUCUGCUAGACUAAGUGAAAGGGGCCUGUCCUACAAAAAGUGGGUCAGCAGUUUUAUACAUUAAGAACAACACAUUUAUAUUUUUUCCACAUUCAUUAUAGACAUUUCAAUCACCCCCUUUAUUGUGCUUUUUAAAAGCUUAAAUUUUAAAAUCUUGCUUGUAUAAUAAUCUUAAUAAUAAUAAUAAUCUUGUAUAAUCUUUAUUGUAUAAUAAAAAAUAAAUUUUCCAAAAUGUCCAUUUUUUCUGUAAUGCAGAUGUUUUAUUGUUCUUUGCAAAAGGGUUUAAGAUUAAUUUUUUUCUAUUUCAUGAAAUAGCCAAAAAAAAUACUAACAGCAAAAUAAUUGUAACCUCUAUAGCCAACAAAGAUCUCUUGCAAUAAUGCCAUGGGAUAGAUAGUACAAACACUAAUACUUUCAUUUUAAAGAUCAGGAAACUGAGGUACAAAAAAGUUGAGCUUCAUUCACAUUUAUGAUGCCAGUAAAUGUUGGUAAGAAUCUUACUAAACUUCUAAUUUUAAGAAAAUUUCCCAAAGCUAUAAAUUCCUUUCAUUUUAUUAGUUACUACUUUUGUGAGUAAGAUUUCCUAGGGAGAACUUUACAAUAGGAAAUCUAGGUCAAUACUACUUAUACAAAUUAAAUCCAAUGUCAUUUGAAAAACCAAAAUUUUAAUACAUGGAGGGCCAUUUUUCAUAUACGAUGAGUUGACUUCUGCCAUUUAAAUCUUUCAUGCUGAGACCCAGCCUAAUUAUUGACCAGGGAAUGGCAGUGAGGGCAGAGAAUUAGAGUAUAUCAAUUAGCAUGAACAUAUUUCUGUUGACAGAUUAUACAAACAAUUUUUACUUUGGACAUUAUAAAAGCAAGAGAUCUUAGAGAUCCAAAUUGAUGAGAGAGGUCCUAAAGCUUGACCAAUGGAUCAAUACUGAGAUCAGGAAGUGAUUUGUUCCUGUAAUUCAAAAUAAGAUGUCCAAUAGCCAUUAGCCCUAAAAAAAGUUACAGAAUUACAUAAUCUUAGAGUUAAAAAAUUACCUAGCUAUAUCUGAAAAAAAAUUUCAUUACAGCACUCACAAGAAGUACUCUAGUUUUUGCCUAAAAACUUUUAAUGGGAGGGAAGAUCCACUGCCUCCUAAAUCAGCCAAUUCCAGUUUUUGAGUGCUAUGAUUAUGAAGUAGUUUUUUCUGACUUCAAGCCUAAAUUUACUUCUUGCAAUUCUCAUUCAUUUCUAUUAGUGUGGUCCUCUGAUAUCAAGCAGAACCCACAAUGACUUCCUAUUUUCUAUCAAACUCCCAAACUCAGCCCUUGCUUUUACCUUCCCCCCCUAUCACCCCACUAAUAUUUCAUCCUUUCCUCCAGUCUUUGAUGAAGAAGUGGACCUUCUCCUUUACAUAGCCACCUUAUCUCUAUGUACUUGAUAUCUUUCAGCAGAUUAUUCCCUAAAUCAUCUCUCUCAAUUCUAAAAUUCAGUCUUUCUCCAUCUACUAGUUCCUUUCCUAUUGCCUCCAAAUACACUCAGUAUUCCUCUAUCCUUAAUAAAUUCUGAUGUGAUCCUACCUCCAUUUAAGUUGUCCCACUGUAGCUCUUUUCAAUUUCUAGGCUAAGCACCUUAAAAAAAGCUCUUUGUUUCAACCAUUCAGUCUACUUGGCUUCUUUCAAAUUUCAGUUUAAAUUCCACCUUCUACAGAAAUUCUUUCCAAAGCCCUCUUGAUUACCAACUUAUCCCCUUUAUUUACAAUUUAUCCCACCUUUAAUAUAGUUUGUUUAUAUAUUCUUACAUCUGCUUGUCUCCUUGAUUAGACUGUUAAUUCCUCAAGAGCAGGAAUUGUCUUUUUCUUUUCUUCUUUUUUUAUUGUAGCCAUUGUGCUUUUCUCAGUGCCUGGCACACAGUAGGUACUUAAAAAUAUUUAACUGACUGCAAGCUCUCUGAAGACAGGACCUGUAUUUACUUUCUGUAUUUGUAUCUUUAGUGAGUAACAAAGUGGUUGGCACAUAAUAAAUGCUUAUUCAUUCAUUUAUUCAAUCAAUAGUUUGAUGUGUCAGAAACAGUACUAAGUACUGGGAAAACAAAAAAAAAAUUCCAGUCUCUGACUUCAAGGAACUUAUAUUCUGUUGGAAAGAGAUCAUUUAUAUAGUUAUAAGGAAGAGUAGGGAUCGAUUGAGUCAAUUAGCAAAAUCAACAAUAAUUAAGAUAACCAACAAAAUACUUUAGCCCUGAUUCUUUUUUCAGGUGAGAUGACUAUUACCCAAUCAAUUAAAGGCAUUUCAGCUAGGUGAACAACAAUUCCAAAAACACAUGUUGGUAUUGACUGAGAAGACCCCAUCCUGCUCUGGAGGUUUACUAUAAAAUAGUUGAAAACCCAAACAUUUUAGUGUUUGAACAGUGAGUGGUGGGAACAGUGUUUUCCUUUAUAGAAGACAAAAACUAGUCUCUCAGAUCAUUUUGAUGUCCCCUUUACAUUUGUUCUGUCUGGACACCUCCUGGUGUCCAGCCUUCCCCCAACUUUCCUGCCUCCUUUUAUGUGUCUCCUCCUUUAGAUAGUAAGCUUAUUUAGGGCAGGGAUUGUCUUUCUUUUCAUAAAUUGUAUCCCCAGCACUUAGCCCAGUGCCUGUUUUGGCAUAGAUGCUUAAUAAACGUUUAUUGGAUUGGAUUAAAACAGUCAAAUCCCAGAGAGGGAAACAUUUCAGUGGGGAGAGGGAAAGAGAGAUGCCCCCUCUUACCUCCUUGUUUAGAAGACAACCUGGUGAACUUCAAUGACAACCUAGAAGUGUCUCUUGGAACAACAAUAAGGAGUAGCAGUGUCUGCAUUUAAAGCAUAGACAUGCUGAGGAGAUAAAACUUCAGUAUUCUUAAAGGACCCAAACAGAAAAACAGUAUUAUAUCUAAAGCAUGAGGGAUCCAUGAAGGGAAAAAAGGAAUUUUUUACCAAAAGAAAUUGCCAGAACAUGGCUUUUUUCAACAACGAGGUGAUUCAGGACAAUUCUAAUAGACUUGUGAUGGAGAGAGCCAUCUGCAUCCAGAAAGAGGAAUAUGGGGACUGAUUGUGGAUCACAACAGAGUAUUUUCACCUUUUUUAUUGUUUGCUUGUUUUUUUCUUUCUCAUUUUCUUUUCUUUUUGAGCUGAUUUUUCUUGUGCAGUAUAAUAAUUGUGGAAAUAUGUGCAGAAGAAGUGCACAUGUUUAACAUAUAUUGGAUUACUUGCUAUCUAAGGGAGGGGGUAAGGGAGAGAGAAAAAAAUUUGGAAUAUAAGAUUUUACAAGGAUAAAUGUUGAAAACUAUCUAUUCAUAUAUUUUGAAAAUAAAAAAACUAAAAAGACAGAAAGGAAAAAAAACUUGCCAGAGUUGUGUUACCAGUUUGCCAGAGUGCUCUCCAAAUUUGAGCCCAUUCUUUUUAGAGAAUGAGGUAGUCUUAAAAGAAUGUGGGUUCUUGAUUUCAGAUAUUUGUGUAAUUUGUGUUAAUUGUUUUCAUCCUCAACCUACAAAACAAAUAAAAUGGACAUUUCAAUAUGCAAAACUAACAGAGGAAGAGGAUUGUAUAUGAAACUUCAGGUCUCUAUCAUGUACAGCUUGCUUUUCUUUUAAAUAUAUAAUGAAUUCAAUACACAACUGUCAAAACUA
Messenger RNA from Antechinus flavipes (yellow-footed antechinus), 8250 nucleotides. RefSeq names its product molybdenum cofactor sulfurase (gene MOCOS). The record is from RefSeq and is a predicted model, not a curated record. Gene Ontology annotation, molecular function: molybdenum ion binding; pyridoxal phosphate binding; molybdenum cofactor sulfurtransferase activity. NCBI's taxonomy places the organism in Eukaryota, Metazoa, Chordata, Mammalia, Dasyuromorphia, Dasyuridae. Gene Ontology annotation, biological process: Mo-molybdopterin cofactor biosynthetic process.